Molecule: messenger RNA, 3627 nt
Organism: Melanotaenia boesemani (Boeseman's rainbowfish)
Lineage: Eukaryota; Metazoa; Chordata; Actinopteri; Atheriniformes; Melanotaeniidae
Gene: kcnk5a
Product: potassium channel, subfamily K, member 5a
Exons: 5
Coding region: 287-1867 (526 amino acids)
Biological process (GO): stabilization of membrane potential; potassium ion transmembrane transport
Cellular component (GO): membrane
Molecular function (GO): potassium ion leak channel activity
Source: RefSeq, a predicted model, not a curated record
UUCUCUGGGCGCGCACGUGGAUAGACCACUAGUUUGGAUGCAGUCGCCUGCGCUCGUAGUUCGGCUUUAUUUUUGUAAUUUUAAAAUCCAGGUCCCGAUGCUGUCAGCAGCUGCACGCCCCACUGUAUUUUCCCCCAAACUCACGCGCGGAUAUAGAAAGAUUUUGCAGCCUGAAUUUAAGGACCCGCUUAGGAUGAGCUGCGCGUAACGCGUCAGGUUUUGAUAUUAACCCCUUCCUGUGUCUCCCCUGUCCCGCGCUCUGCAAGUCGAGUCAUUGGACAGAAGUAUGGUAGAUAAAGGCCCCCUGCUGACUUCUGCGAUCAUAUUUUACCUCUCCAUCGGGGCAGCGAUAUUUCAAGUCCUGGAAGAGCCCAACUGGAAGCAGGCUGCAAGGCAGUACAGAGAGAGGAAGGACAAAAUACUUGAAGACUAUCCCUGCCUGUCCAAAGAUGAUCUGGACAGGAUAUUAGAGGUGGUUUCUGAUGCUGCUGGCCAAGGAGUCACCAUAACAGGCAGUAAGACGUUCAACAACUGGAAUUGGCCAAAUGCUGUCAUAUUUGCCGCCACAGUCAUCACCACCAUUGGAUAUGGGAAUAUCGCCCCAAAAACCUCAUCCGGCCGAGUAUUUUGCAUCUUUUACGGGCUGUUCGGAGUACCGUUAUGUCUCACCUGGAUCAGUGAGCUGGGGAAGUUCUUUGGUGGCAGAGCCAAACACCUGGGCCAGUAUUUAACCAAAAAAGGAUUUUCAUUGAGAAAAGCUCAGUUUACCUGCACGGCUAUUUUUCUCCUCUGGGGCGUGCUGGUCCAUUUAGUCCUUCCACCUUUUGUGUUUAUGUCCCAGGAGGGUUGGUCAUACAUCGAAGGCUUAUAUUUCUCAUUCGUCACCUUGACUACAAUUGGUUUUGGUGACUUGGUAGCAGGUGUGGAACCAAAUAAAGAGUAUCCAACUCUGUAUCGUUACUUUGUGGAAGUGUGGAUCUAUUUGGGGCUGGCGUGGCUUUCUUUGUUCUUCAACUGGAAAGUGCGGAUGGUCAUCGAAGCCCACAAGGCAUUAAAGAAGCGACGCAAGCUGCGCAAACUUUCUCUGGAGGAGCUGAGACACUACAAGGAGUCUCACAAGGCGUCCCUUCGCCUGCCGCCCACCCCCAAUGAUGUCAACAUUUUCAGCUUCUUAUCCAAGAAGCAGGAGGGCUACAACGACUUGAUCAAGCAGAUUGGCAACAAGAAAGAUGGCCGAGCCAGCCACGGCACCAGCAACACCAAAAAUCCUAAAGAGAUCAGCCGCUCUAAGAGCUGUAACGAUGCUCCCAUGUUUAAUGGGCACACCAUCCUCAGCCUGGACCGCUCCCCACGCCAGAAGAGACGCUACAGCUUUAGUGACCGGGUCACCGUUGCUUUUUCCAAGUCCAAGAACUACCUGCUGGGUUCAGACAACGGUUUACUGCUAACUGAGGACCACGUGGAGGGCGACACAGAACUGGACCAGGACCAAAUGUUUGAGAAUCAACUUGACAAGGACAUCGACCUUGAGAACGCGGGAGUGGGAACUUGCAGUGCGGGCAGUCGGAGGACUUGGGACUCUAAGGACUACCAUCCUCUUACAUUCAAAAAUGCAAACAUCACUUUUAUAGACGAGGAAAAUUUCCUCAGUAACAACUUUGAGGAGCUGGAGGAUGACGACGACGAUGACUCGAAAGCAAAACUCUCCAUUACUACGUGUGAUGAAAACAUUGAAGCAAACUCCAAGGAGGAGGAUCGAAGUUUGGAAUCUGAAGAGUCUGUUUUCACUAGUGACGGUUCAGAGCACAACCACUCCUAUGAAAAGCUCGUAGAGGAAUAUUCAAAGGAAGAAAACACAGAAUCUUGAGCCGUUAGUCGAUCAGGGUAAAAGCCGGCACAUCUCUGCUCUGGUGCCGACUUGUUUGGCAUCGAAGUGUCGGUAUUUUAAUGUGAACCAUUUAAGGAUAUCCAAAGUCUCAUGGCUCUUUGAGAGUCCAUAAAGCUAAGAUCAAAUUUCUUUAAGAGUUUGAGCAUCUUGCUGAACCUCCAACCGAAACCUUGCUGCACAUGGACUACAGAGCACAACAUUUAGCAUCUGCUCUAUUUAUGUUUCUUUCUCUUUUUUAUACGGUUUGAAAAACUAAAGGCCAAAUAUUUUAUUGUUCUACACAUAGGUUGAAAUUCUAUGCGGAAAGUUGUUCUAUUUUUCUCAUAGUUUCAGUUUCUAUUCACCAUAUUGGUGUUUUUUAAAAGAUAUUUAUUCAAAAUGAUGGAUGUGGUUGCUUUUGUUCAAUUGCUACAUGGGUUAAUGUUUCCCGUUGCACAACUCAAUCAAAUGAGGACAUAUCAAAGUCCACUCCGGUGCAGAAUGUCCUUUUAUAACCUGAGCCGAACAUUUGUCUUAAAGAAAAAAAUGAAGGGGCUAAGGACCAAAAGACUCCUGAUGUUUCCUUUGGUGUUUAAUUUGUUUUGUGAAAUCUGUUGUGUGUGAGAUUGCUGUUCAAAUAAUAAGAAACAGAACUGUGACAGAAGAGAUAACCGGUAACAUCCUCGAACUAAACAAGUUAAAAUAUUUAUUAGACACAACUAGCUGAUUUUAAGUGGUUGGUUUGUUUUUUUUACACACCUUUGCAUCUUUUCCAACCUCUGGAAACGCCACUCUGUAUACACUCAGACUCAUUUGAACCAUUUAUUUUUCUUCCGGCUGCAAACUCAGCACUUAUUUUGGCACAUCACAGAGAGGGAGUCGUCAUGGCAACAUUCUCACUUUCUGACUCUUUUACACUAUAUCACUUGAUAGUAUUUUCCAUGUGUAAAUAUUGGCUGAGAUCCACCAGUAGCCACAAACACAGCUCAGGACAUGGCCUUGCUACCUGUGUUUGCCUUUUGGGGGCUUGACUGAAGUGUCACUUGUUACACGAAGCCAAGUUUAACAGAUCAAUGCUUUCUUGACGUAUGCACUCAGUCCUGAGGCCAACUUUUCUCCCACCUGUUGCCUUCCAGCUGUAGCUUCCACAGAUGAAGUGCUAACCCACUGCCUUUUGCACACAUAAACUUGCACACAAAUUUGAAAUGAUGUUUGCUUCAGGUGUUUAAAUAGCCAUGAAGCAGUGUCAUAAAGGGCUCAUUACAGAUGAACAAGACUUUGCUUUUUCCAAACUCACAAAAUGCACAUUCUGACUCAUAAGUCUGCCUUUAAAAAUGACUGUAAAGUGAAAAGCAUGAAAUCCACUGCAGAGCAGAAGAUACGCUAAAUAUCUGUUGAAUGUAAUCUGCAUUGACUCACUGAAAACUUUUCACAUGGUGGUUUUUCUUUCCCUGGCUCUUGCUUUUCAUUACAGGGUCACCACUUUUAUAUCUGUGAACAACUGUCUUUAAUUUCUCUCGUUCUUUUGGAUGUUAUAUGUUUUUUAUGCAGCCAAGGUACUUCGUGUAGAUCAAAUUUCAAGCAUGCGUCAGGAUUACGGCCGGAGAAUGGGUUAAACAGGUUGUCCCAAGUUUUCCUCGCGAUGUUGCUCCAUUUUGUGAAAACUCCAGUUUUACUUGCCUUUUUUAUUAAAUUAUUCAUGUUUGUAAGUUUGUACGUGCAUUUUCAACAAAACUGUAUAUUUUCUGUUUAAAUAAACA